GGCGUCCGCGAAAUACACGCCACCCUUGACGACGCCGAUUGCGAGACCGCGUGAUUGACAGAAUGCUGGCCGGCGUGCUGUGGGGCCUGGGGGCGCUGGUCGUGCUGCAGGUCAUCUGGACGCUGCGGAACCGGCGCCUGCUCAAGCUGUGCAACCAGAUUCCGGGGCCCAGCUGGUUCCCCGUCAUCGGCAACUUCUUCAGCAUUUUGGCGUGCAAUUUCGAUUUCAUCAAGAUGGUGUACGUGUACCGCUCGCGCUACGGCCACAUCUACCGCAUCUGGUUCGGCCCGCUGUGCUACGUGGGGCUCUCGCAGGCCAAGGACGUGGAGACCAUCAUGAGCAGCCAGAAGUUCAUCCACAAGAGCCGCGACUACAGCCUCAUGCACCCGUGGCUCGGCACCGGCCUGCUCACCAGCACCGGUUCCAAGUGGCAGCACCGCCGCCGCAUCAUCACCCCCACCUUCCACUUCCGCAUCCUGGACCGCUUCAUGGACUCGUUCAACCGCAACUCGGACAUCAUGCUGCAGAGCCUGGCGCGCGAGGACGGCAAGCCCGCCUUCGACGUGCACCACUACCUGUCCCUGUGCACGCUGGACAUCAUCUGCGAGUGCGCCAUGGGGACCCAAGUGCACGCGCAGCUCCAGUCCAAAGAGUCGUCGUACGUGAAGGCAGUCAACAGCAUGUGCUGGCUGCUGUACUACCGCGGCGUGCGGCCCUGGCUGCUGCUCGACUUCAUCUUCAGCCGGACCGCCAACGGCAAGCUCUUCAACAACAACCUGCGCGCGCUGCACGCCAUGUCCCGCGACGUCAUCACGAAGCGCCGGCAGGAGUACCUGGAGGAGAAGGACCGCAUCAGGGCGGCGGGGCUCAACGGCGUGGUCGCCAAGGCCGUCAUCAGGACCGACUCGGGGGACCUGGCCGCCAAGGUGGAGGCGGCCACCUGGGUCACGCAGGAGGAGGACAACGUCUACGGUAGCAGGAAGCGCAGCGCCUUCCUGGACCACUUGCUGGAGCUGGCCGAGACCGAGAACCUGAGCGACGACGACAUCCGCGAGGAGGUGGACACCAUCAUGUUCGAGGGCCACGACACGACGGCCGCCUGCCUGAGCUUCGCCGCCUACUCCUUGGCCACGAACCAGCACGUCCAGGACAAGCUGCACGACGAGCUGCAGCGCAUUUUCGGCGACUCGGACCGCGACGCCACGUUCCACGACCUGGCCGAGAUGAAGUACCUGGAGCGGGUCAUCAAGGAGACCCUGCGGCUGUACCCCAGCGUGCCGCUGUUCUGGCGAGACAUCCGCGAGGAGGUGACGCUCGGCAGCGGCUACACACUGCCCAAGGGAUCCACCGUCGCGCUCAACAUGUUCAUGCUGGGGAGGAACCCGGACGCCUUCGACGACCCCGAGCUGUUCGACCCGGACCGCUUCCUGGCCGAGAACUGGCACGGCAAGCACCCCUUCGACUACACACCCUUCUCCGCGGGCCCCAGGAACUGCGUCGGUCAAAAGUUCGCCAUGCUGGAGCUCAAGGUAGUCCUGUCCAAGCUGGUCCGCAACUACCGCCUGCUGCCGCCGCCGCAGCGCUUCUCGCUGGACCUGGCCGUCGAGGUGGUGCUCAAGUCGCGGUCGGGCGUCAUGCUGCGGGUGGAGCGGCGCCACCGGAAGGCAGCGGCGCGCCCGCACGCCCAGCCCGCCUUCACGAGCGGCAUGGGGCCCAGGAGCACGGCCUGAGCCGCGCCGCAGCGUUCGUUGGAUCUCCGAGACAUUGUGAUGUUCAUAGGCUAGGCAACGCGAGAGAGUACUGAGACAGAGUGAAGGCCUUCAUCGUAAAAUAAGUAGGACAUAAGUUGCAUUACCCGUGUCGUUGCGUUAAGGAGCACACACACUUACCUAGUUAGGAUUAUUUUUACUGUCACUUUUUAAGAUCAAUAAAGUUACCGUUCGCGCGAACAACGACCAACUUUA
Molecule: messenger RNA, 1964 nt
Organism: Thrips palmi
Lineage: Eukaryota; Metazoa; Arthropoda; Insecta; Thysanoptera; Thripidae
Product: cytochrome P450 4C1-like
Exons: 12
Coding region: 63-1730 (555 amino acids)
Molecular function (GO): iron ion binding; monooxygenase activity; heme binding
Source: RefSeq, a predicted model, not a curated record